CGUAAACUGUAUAAAUAAAUUUAAAUUACUGGAAAAUAGCUCGAUGUGUCAGUAGUGUUCGGACCGCUCGAGAAUGAACAUACAAAAAGCAACUAACGUCAAACCAGAACUGCAGCAUGUCAGUCGAGACAAGAGGGCUCAAAUUCUUGGUCUGGGCCCCCACAAAAACUUCCGGGGGUGCACCAUUUGGUUCACGGGCUUGUCCGGUGCUGGAAAAACCACCGUGUCUUUCAAUGUGGAGGAGUAUCUGGUCAGCCACGGCAUACCAGCCUACAGCUUAGAUGGGGACAACAUGCGCCACGGCCUGAACAAGAACCUGGGGUUUUCCCCGGAAGACCGCGAGGAAAACAUCAGGAGGGUGGCCGAGGUGGCCAAACUCUUCGCCGACGCCGGACACGUCUGCCUCUGCAGCUUCGUGUCCCCUUUCGUGGCCGACCGCAAGGUGGCCAGGGGCAUUCACGAGAGCAGCGGUUUACCUUUCUACGAGGUGUUCGUGGACACCCCCUUGGAGGUGUGCGAGAAGAGGGACAACAAGGGUCUUUACCAGAAGGCCAGGCAGGGGUUGAUCAAAGGGUUCACCGGGAUCGACCAGGAGUACCAGAAGCCCGAGCAUCCCGAGCUGGUGCUGAAGGCAGCCAAUAUGAGCGUUGAGGAGGCCACUAGGUUGGUGCUGGAGAUGCUUGGAGAAAAUGGAGUAAUUCCGAAAUUACUCCAAAACGGAACCAGCAACAACCUAGCAAAUGGAGAUAUAUUUUCCAGUUGUGACAGCGCAGUCCCGGAAUUGUUUGUUCCAGAGUACAGAGUAAAAGAAACCAUAAAUGAAGCCGACGGCUUUCCUAGGAUAAACAUCGGCAUCAUUGACUUACAGUGGGUGCAAGUACUCAGCGAGGGAUGGGCCUAUCCUCUGAGGGGUUUUAUGAGGGAAAAUGAGUUCCUGCAGGUACUACAUUUUAACACUAUAGAAAAGGACGGAACUAGGAUAAAUCAAAGUAUUCCAAUCGUACUGCCGAUCGCCACAGAAGACAAAGACAGAAUAGAAGGCAAAAAGGCGGUUUCUUUGUAUUAUGAAAACGAGUUGUACGCUAUUCUUAGGGAUCCAGAAGUUUACUAUCACAGGAAAGAGGAAAGGGUAUCCAGGCAGUUUGGCACCUCCCUUAAGGACCAUCCGCAUAUCAAGCUAAUUUACGAGUCUGGAGACUGGCUUCUCGGCGGCGAUCUGGACGUCGUCAGACGGAUAAAAUGGCACGAUGGUCUCGACGACUACCGGCUCACCCCCAACCAGCUACGUCAGCGGUUCCGCCAGAUGGGCGCCGACGCCGUCUUCGCCUUCCAACUACGCAACCCCAUCCACAACGGCCACGCCCUCCUCAUGACCGACACCAACCGCAUGCUAAAUGAAAGAGGGUACAAGAAGCCCGUGCUCCUGCUCAAUCCUCUAGGCGGUUGGACGAAAGACGACGACGUACCGUUGAAGGUGAGGAUGAAGCAGCACCAGGCAGUGCUGGAGGACAACGUGCUCGACAAGGAAGCCACAGUGCUGGCCAUCUUCCCCAGUCCGAUGAUGUACGCUGGCCCAACAGAGGUACAAUGGCAUGCGAAGGCGAGGAUGGUCGCUGGCGCCAACCACUACAUCGUGGGCAGAGACCCUGCGGGAGUACCGCAUCCCAGAGGCAAGGAAGCCACUCCGGACGGCAACCUAUACGACUCCACACAUGGCGCUCGCGUUCUUAGGAUGGCUCCAGGUUUGUCAGCUUUGGAAAUCAUACCGUUCAGGGUUGCUGCUUAUGAUAUCAAGAAUAAGAAGAUGACCUUCUUCCAGCCGGAAAGGAAGGAGGAGUUCGACUUCAUCUCAGGGACUAGAAUGAGAAAACUAGCAAGGACUGGAGAAGAUCCUCCUGAUGGCUUCAUGGCGCCGAAGGCGUGGCAGGUUAUUUCAGAUUAUUACCGGUCUUUGGAGGCUAAGUCCUGAUUGUACUUUUUUUGUAUUUAUUUAAAAACUAUGUAUUUUUUGCACUAGCGAAUAAACUUUAUGGGCAUGCAUAUUGUAGAUGGAUAUAUAUUUGUUAAUAUUACAGUAUUAUAAUUAUCAGUUAUGUAAUAAAAAUAAAAACAAA
Molecule: messenger RNA, 2114 nt
Organism: Anoplophora glabripennis (Asian longhorned beetle)
Lineage: Eukaryota; Metazoa; Arthropoda; Insecta; Coleoptera; Cerambycidae
Product: bifunctional 3'-phosphoadenosine 5'-phosphosulfate synthase
Exons: 8
Coding region: 74-1969 (631 amino acids)
Biological process (GO): 3'-phosphoadenosine 5'-phosphosulfate biosynthetic process; sulfate assimilation
Molecular function (GO): ATP binding; sulfate adenylyltransferase (ATP) activity; adenylylsulfate kinase activity
Source: RefSeq, a predicted model, not a curated record